UACGUUACCCUACUACACCAUGGUCAUGGGCGGACUGUCCUCCUGGCUUUUAUCACUCCCUCUCCCUACUUCCAUAUUUCCCUGUCACUGUUUUCAUCCCUCAGUUAUCUGUCUGCAGCCCGCAAUGACGAUAAACCAACGGCCAGAGGUGCGCCGAUGCAGAGGAUCGUGCUUGCUUCUCUCGCUUUCUGUUUUCAACGACGGAAGGCUUGUAGGGAAGACAGGGCGCCUCUUUUUGCGUCUAGAGCAGCACCGAUGACGGAUAAAACUGUAGUUUUCAAUCGGAGGGGG
Messenger RNA from Neurospora tetrasperma FGSC 2508, 291 nucleotides. RefSeq lists its product as uncharacterized. The record is from RefSeq and is a predicted model, not a curated record. Lineage: Eukaryota; Fungi; Ascomycota; Sordariomycetes; Sordariales; Sordariaceae. The coding region runs from base 20 to 259 and encodes 79 amino acids. The transcript has a single exon.